GACGACACAUCGACAAUAGUUAGGCGUGUGGAUGCACGGGGAGUUCGACCGGCGUCCCCUUCCUCUUCGAUGAAAACCAUUGGAAACCCGAUCCUUGGGUACUUUCUUAUAAAUGAAGGUUCUCUAUCGACUCUUGUCUCAUUUAACUCUCCAUCCCUCACGAUCCCUCGAGGUUUUUCUUCUUUCCAUUUUCGUCUGUUUAUCUCUUCUACCUUCUUUUUCUUCAUUCUUCUACUUUUUCCUCUUCGAAAUUUCAUUUUGUCAAAAUUACGAAUUUAACUCACAGUGUAUUUUAGUGUGAUAAUAAGUGGUUGUUCGGUGAAUUUUUUUUUACCAUCUAUAAAUCCACUACGUCGUGCCAGAAUAAGAAAAUUCACUGAAUAUCAUUACGAUAUCACCUUUUGUUACUCGUCUUCGCAGAAGCUAAUCUUGUCGUUUUCAGGUAAAGAUGUUCAAUACAGCUGUACAAAAGCUGCGAUUUUUAUAUAAGCCUUACGCCUUGGCCAUAGUCUCGGUCGGAUACGUACUCGGCGAGUUGGGACAUUACGUGAUCGGUGUUACGAGUAAGGCGACCGCUGAAGAUUUACACUAUGGCGACAUAUCCUGCCAAUUGAAUUCGAGUACUCUUUCACUCAUCGAACUCCCGAUUAGAUGCGAACAGGCACAGAACGAGACUUACUGUCAAUCUUUAGAACUGAAUGGUUCUUCUUAUUGCGAAUGGAACUACAGCGGUCUCGGCUUAGACUACCAAAUCUUAGCAGGGCCAAGUUUCAUUGCCGUCUUUACAAUAGUUGGAGUCAUUUUAGGCAUCGCUGCCGAUCGAUUCAAUAGGGUCCGACUCUUAGCAAUAUGCACGCUGGUAUUUAGUUUGGCGAUCGUUUUAAUGGGAGCAGUGAAAGAAUAUUGGCAUCUCGUUGUCCUUCGGAUGGUUCUUGCUGCUGGCGAGGCAGGAUGCAAUCCACUAGCAACCGGUCUCAUUUCCGAUUGGUUUCCUGAGGAACAGCGUGGUCUCGUCAUGUCCAUUUUCAAUUGGGGUAUUUAUGGCGGUUAUGGCAUUGCCUUUCCGGUUGGCCGAUACGUUCCAGCUUUAAAUGCUUGGGAUCUAGGAUGGAGAGUCUGCUACUACGGAGCUGGAAUAGUCGGCAUCAUUAUCGCAAUUCUUACCGGUCUGACUUUAACUGAACCGGAAAGGAAGACCAUUGGCGAAGAAAACGAUAAGAUCAAAGAAAAAAAGAUCUCGAUUUGGAAAGUGAUAUUACAGCCACGAAUAAUACUCCUUUGUCUCGCUGCCAGCAUCAGACAUUGCGGUGGCAUGUGUUUUGCAUACAAUUGUGAUCUUUAUUAUCGCGAUUAUUUUCCGGAUCACGAUCUCGGCUGGUGGCUCUUUGCGGUGACCAUUGUCAUCGGCAGCAUCGGCGUCGUCGUUGGAGGUGUGGUCAGUGAUAAAUUUGUCGCGAAAAUGGGAAUCAGAUCACGUGUGGCAGUUUUGGCCAUCAGCCAGUUAAUAGCGACACCGCCAGCUUUUGGAUCAGUCUACUUCGAACCACGUUGGGCUAUGUUAUCCCUCGGGUUUUCAUAUUUCUUUGCGGAGAUGUGGUUCGGUAUCGUUUUUGCAAUAGUAGUAGAGAUCGUUCCGUUGAACUUAAGAUCUACGACUAUAGGUGUUUUUCUGUUCGUAAUGAACAAUAUUGGUGGUAAUUUACCGAUACUCGUUGAACCAACCAGGUUAGCUAUCGGCUUUCGGGAAUCCCUCUACAUUUUCUACGCUGGUUUCUACGGCAUAAGUUCAAUCAUGUUUCUUCUGACGAUGUUUCUAAUGGAUGGACCGGUAAAACAAACGAAGAACAUCGAAGAUCAAACUAGAUACGACAAUAGCACAUUCGUCAACGAUGAAGACCAACACGUUUCUUCGACAAUAGAACUUCCUCGAUUAUCCAUUCGACCGCCAUACUAUGAGAACUCGCAAUUAUGAUCAUGGUAAAUUAACGAUAAGAUAAGUAUUAAAAAUGAGCACCUCAUUUAAAGGAAAACGAAGAACUAUUAGUAGUUACUCUUGCAUUUAUUUUUGAAGAAAUUAAAUUAUACGCGUAUCAAAGUACAUCACGUACGUAAUUAUGUAAUCUCCAAAAUCUUCAAAGUCAAGACGGUACUUUUAACAUCAAGAACAAAACUGAUACCGAUACUAUAAUUAAACAAAGACUUGUGCUUUAAGACAAAUCAAACCGUGAUGUAUAAAAUGAAAAAAUAAAGGGAAGUAUUUCUUUGAAGAAUGAA
Vespa velutina is the source of this 2274-nucleotide messenger RNA. Its product is annotated as probable glucarate transporter. Gene Ontology annotation, biological process: transmembrane transport. Gene Ontology annotation, molecular function: transmembrane transporter activity. The transcript is spliced from 10 exons. Lineage: Eukaryota; Metazoa; Arthropoda; Insecta; Hymenoptera; Vespidae. The record is from RefSeq and is a predicted model, not a curated record. The coding region runs from base 449 to 1972 and encodes 507 amino acids. Gene Ontology annotation, cellular component: membrane.